Melanaphis sacchari is the source of this 4193-nucleotide messenger RNA. RefSeq lists its product as uncharacterized. Lineage: Eukaryota; Metazoa; Arthropoda; Insecta; Hemiptera; Aphididae. Gene Ontology annotation, cellular component: nucleus. The transcript has 24 exons. The record is from RefSeq and is a predicted model, not a curated record. Gene Ontology annotation, biological process: transcription initiation at RNA polymerase I promoter. The coding region runs from base 203 to 4102 and encodes 1299 amino acids. Gene Ontology annotation, molecular function: RNA polymerase I core binding; RNA polymerase I general transcription initiation factor activity.
CCUAACUUCACUCUGUUUUGUGGUUAUUGCCAGCAACGCGACGGCCGACGACGACAGUUCGGAAAAUCGCAUUAUCUAUCAAAUAUCAAUUGUUAGAUUUUUUGGAUUGCAAUUAUUGUCCGAUCUAUUUCGAUCACCAAAUGUCAUCGUGGAUGAUAGUUUUCGCCGGAAACGAGAUAGCUUGACGUGAACAAACGGGAUAAUGUCAUCAUAUCGUACUACUAAGAGUGGUACACACAACUUAAGGCCACCGAGCACAAGUACACCUUCAAUAUUGAAAAAACGUAACACAUUAUUAAAUAAUGUACCAAAACAAAAAGUAAAAAUCAACCUUGUUGACAAUUUGAAAGCAUUGCUUAUUAGUUUUGAUCAAAACAAUGAUAAAGAAAAACUUAAAUACAAUAAUCUUAUAUGUGACAUCAGAGAUGCUGGUAUUGAAAUAAAGGAUACAGAACUAGUUGCACUAUUAAAAGAUGCAAGAAAUUGUGUGAAUAUUUUGAAUGAAAAUCUUACACUUUUUGUUAAAGUUAUAUUGAUUUUAAAAUGGAUGAACAGAAGUGAUGAAGUAGUCAGUGAAUACCGUGGAUUUCUUCUUGAUGUUUGUACUGCGCACAACUAUCAUACAAAAUUUGCAAUAGAACAACUUGUAACAUGUUUUUCUCAUGUGGACAGUACUGUUUUUGAUCGUGUCAAUGGUAUGCCCAGCGAAGAAGAAGAAAGAGGAUUUAAAAAUGUUCACAUGACUCUUGAAGCGCUUUUAAAAGUCAUUCCAUUAGCAAAGGAUUUAUUAAUGACAGCUCUCAAAAAAAAAUUUCCUUACAAAAAAAGCAGUGUGGAAUCCCAUUUACAUUAUAUACACAAUUUAUUAUUUAUAACUGAGUAUGAAAAAUCUUUAAGAAAACAAAUUCUUAGUCUUAUUGUUAGCAAGCUAGUAGAAAUUGAUGUUCACAUACCCAGAGAAGAAUUAGAUAGACUUGGAUCAAAUGUAAAUGUUGAAAUCGAAGAUAUUUUCCCUAUGGAUGUCGAUGGAGAAUAUAUGCAGGUAGAUCCUGAUAAAUUGGAAGCAGAAAGUUUUUCACAUAUACUAGAUGUUUGCCUAAGAAGACUAUUCAUGUAUAUGAAUACUACUUGUCAUGAUUCUAAUGGUGAUUUAUUGUGGAAUGAUACUAAAUCAUUAUACCACGACUUGUUGUCAGUAUUUGAAAAUGAAAUUCUUCCAACAUAUAACAGUAGUCAUAUUCAAUAUAUAAUUUACUAUUUUAUUAGUUUUAAAACAACACUAGCAGAAAAUUUUAGCAAUUGGCUGUGGAAAAAAUGUUGUGAUGUUUCGGCAUCAUCAACUAUACGACAAGCUACAGCUGGUUAUUUAGCUAGUUUUCUUUGUAGAGCACCAUUUGUAUUAAAUAGUGUUUUGAAGAAUAUUCUUUUUGAAAUGUCUACAUGGUGUAAUAAUUAUAUAAAUAGAGUAGAUAAAUCAGUUAAAGUAGUAAAUGAAGAUUUGUUAAGAUGGCAUGCAGUAUUUUAUUCAAUGUGUCAAUCAUUGUUCUACAUUAUUUCUUUUAGACAUCACGAUCUGAUGGAUAGUAAACGAAAUCUAAAAUUUAUGGAAAAUUUAAAUCUAUCUAAAAUAGUUACAUGUAGAUUAAGCCCAUUACGUUUAUGUUGUUCGACAGUAGUCAAUCGUUUUGCACAUAUUACUAAAACUUAUCAGUUAACUUAUUGUUAUGUGGUCAUGGAUGGGCAUAUAAGAAUUACAGACCAAUCAAUCAAAGAUGAAUGGUUGUAUUCUUUUUUUCCGUUCAAUUUGUAUGUUCUUCCAAGAUCGAAAGAUUUUAUAAUGUCUGAUCUAUAUAGACAUUUUGAUGAUGAUAUAAAUAAACAUACUAAUGACGAUGAAGAAGAUAAAGAAUCAUCUUUGCAUAUUGAUACCAUGGAUAUUAGUCCAAGUAUGUUAUCUACAAGUUCACCAGCAAAAACUGAUUGGCUCGGACAACUUGUGAAUCAACAACGAUACCGUAUGUUAGCGAUGUGUGCUAGUCACGGACCUUACAAGACCCAUCAAAUGAAAAUUCCACUUAUGGAUGCAGAACCAUACCUUGUUAUUCCAAAGAUUGAACUUAUAAACUUUACUUUGACAUACAUGGCAUUAACCAGUUCAUCUAUAACAGUUAAGUUUUUAAAGUUAUGCAUUCAAUCUGAUAAUUCUAUUUUACAAAAAUGCCACCAACUGAUAUCAACUUGGAUGACUUCGCUCUAUCUUAAACAAAGUUUCCAGAUGUCGUCGUUCUGCCAUCCAAAAAGUGCCAAUUACAACUUGAAUAAUUCUAUAAGCUCACCCUCUAUUUUAAAAAAAUGUGGAAAGCAAACAUUAAAUAAUGUACCUGGUCGAAGAGUGUGUUUUGAUUUAUUCAAUAACUUGAAAUUAUUGCUCAUCAACUAUGACAGCAAUAAUAAAGAUGAUCUAAUAGAGUAUAACAAUCUAAUUUGUGAUAUUAGAGACUUGGCUACCGAAAUAAAUGAUAAUGAACUUAUCAAGUUAUUGAAAGAUGCCAGAAAUUGUGUGAAUAUUCUAAAUGAAAAUCUUACACUUUUUGUAAAAGUUAUUUUGAUUUUAAAGUGGAUGAAUAGAAGUGAUGAAGUAGUUAAAGAAUAUCGAUUAUUUUUACUCAAUGUUUGUACUGCGUACAGCUAUCAUACACAAUUCGCAAUAGAACAACUUGUGGCGUGUUUUUCUCAUGUGGACAGUGCUGCUUGUGAUCGUGUCAAUGGUAUGCCAUCUCAAGAAGAAGAAAGAGGAUUUUUAAAUGUCCAUGUAACUCUUGAAGCUCUUUUGAAAGCCAUUCCAUUAGCAAAAGAUUUAUUAAUAUCGGCACUUAAAAAAAAGUUUCCAUAUAAGACAAACAGUACUUAUUCCCACCUUCAUUACAUACACAAUUUACUCUGCAUUGUUGAGUAUGAACCAUCCUUAAGAAAAAAUAUUUUGAGCCUCAUUAUCAACAAAUUAGUAGAAAUUGAUGUUCACAUAUCCAAAGACGAACUAGACAGAUUAGAAUCAAAUAUUAAUAUUGAUGUUGAAGAUAUAUUUCCAAUGGAUGUAGAUGAUGGAGCGUGCAUUAAAGUUGGUCCUGAGAAAGUCGAAGAAGAACAUUUUUCAGAUACAUUGGAUAUUUGUCUUAAAAGAAUAUUCAAUUAUAUGAAAACUAUUUGCCAUACUCCUAAUGGUAGUUUAUUAUGGGAUACUACUAAAUCGUUAUAUCAUGAUUUGUUAUCAAUAUUUGAAAAUGAAAUUUUACCAACAUAUAACAGUAGUCAUAUUCAAUAUGUAAUUUAUUAUUUUCUUAGUUUUAAAACUUCUUUAGCAGAAAAUUUUAGUAAUUGGUUAUUGAAAAAAUGUUGUGAUGUAUCAUCUCCAUCUACUUUGCGACAGGCAGCAGCUGGUUAUUUGGCUAGUUUUCUAUGCAGAGCACCAUUUAUUACAAAUAAUGUGCUGAAGAAUACACUUUAUGAAAUCUCCACAUGGUGUAAUAAAUAUAUAAAUAAUGUAGAUAAAUCUGUUAAAGUAGUAGAUGAAGAAUUAUUAAGAUGGCAUGCAGUAUUUUAUUCAAUGUGUCAAGCAUUAUUCUAUAUAAUUUCUUUUAGACAUCAAGAUCUAAUGGAUAAUAAACGAAAUCUUAAAUUUAUGGAAAAUUUAAAUUUGUCCAAUAUAGUGACAUGCAGAUUAAGUCCAUUGCGUCUAUGUUGUUCAAAAGUAGUUGAUCGUUUUGCACAUAUUACAAAAAUGUAUCAAUUAACUUAUUGCUAUGUGGUAAUGGAUGGUCAUAUUAGAGUCACUGAUCAGUCAAUCAAGGAUGAAUGGUUAUACUCUUACUUUCCAUUUGAUCCAUAUGUUCUUCCUCGAUCGAAGAAUAUGAUAAUACCAGAUUUAUAUAGAGAUGUCGAUAGUAUAAAAAGUUAUAAAAGAGAAAGAUGUAUCGACAAAAUUCCUUCAUCACUUCCAGAAAACAUGGAUAUCAGUCCUAGUAUGGUAUUAUCUCCUUCACCUGCAAAAACGGAUUGGUUAGGACAGUUUGCUUAUGGAAGUAACACACAAAUAUUGUUUUGAUGAUGUAUUCUAUUGUUCAAAAGAAUGAUUUAUUUUAUUAUUAUCUUAUUAAUAUAACAUAACGUGUAAAAUAUAUUAUUUUUAUUUUUUA